Molecule: messenger RNA, 384 nt
Organism: Ostertagia ostertagi
Lineage: Eukaryota; Metazoa; Nematoda; Chromadorea; Rhabditida; Trichostrongylidae
Source: the annotation of a GenBank genome assembly
AUGUCGAAGACGAGGAAGCAUGGAAUCUAUCGAUACCCAUGCACCGCUUACGACCUCAAAGUUCUCGAAAAGGACAUAUCCAUCCUCAUGGAAUCAGCUAGCCGCGAAAAACGAGCAGUGGUGUGCGCGCCGGCAAAACGUGGUGCUCCUGGGAAGCCUGGUAAGGAUGGAAAACAGGGCAACGACGGAGCACCAGGGAUACGGGGGAAGGAUGCUAGAGAUAUCCUCGCCGAGCAGGAAGAAAAGUGUAUUAUUUGUCCUGCCGGUGAGAUGGGACCCAUGGGACCACCAGGCGAUCGUGGCGAGCCUGGGGAGAAGGGAUCGAAGGGCCAGUCAGGCACUCCCGCAACUGAUGGCAUUGACGGUUCGUUUUAUGUUCUUUAG